Messenger RNA from Puccinia triticina, 1239 nucleotides. RefSeq lists its product as uncharacterized. Gene Ontology annotation, biological process: carbohydrate metabolic process; chitin catabolic process. The record is from RefSeq and is a predicted model, not a curated record. Gene Ontology annotation, molecular function: chitinase activity; chitin binding. NCBI's taxonomy places the organism in Eukaryota, Fungi, Basidiomycota, Pucciniomycetes, Pucciniales, Pucciniaceae. Bases 1 to 1239 code for a protein of 412 amino acids. The transcript has 11 exons. Gene Ontology annotation, cellular component: extracellular region.
AUGCUCUCCGUCUUGGGCCCAAGCUUCGUGGAUUCCAAGAAACACAAGGGCGCCUGCUCCAGCGUCGGCAAGUUUAGAAAGACGAAGAAGGUUAUGGGUUACUACCCCGUUUACAACUUCGAAAUUCAAUCGCCGAAGCAAGUCGAUUAUUCUCUUUACACGGACGUGCUCUUUUUCGUGGCUGUGCCUGAAACCAACCACACCUUCAGUUACGGUGAUAAGCUUACCCCGCAGCAUGCAGAAGAGCUGGCAGUCGAGUUCGUUCAUCUAGCGAAGAAAAACAAUGUGAACCCACUCAUUUCUUAUGGUGGCUGGGCCGGCUCAAGACACUUUUCCGAACUGUCUUCGACAGCUGAUCGCAGGACUGUCUUCGCGAAGACGAUGGUCCAAUAUGCGAAAAAGCUUGGGUUUGUUGGCUUGGACCUCGACUGGGAAUAUCCCAACGGUGAGGGAAUCGGUUGUAAUUCUCGCUCGCCUCAAGACACUGUGAACUUUGGCCUGCUCAUCAAGGAAAUCAGACGUAUAUGGCCACAAGCACAGCUCACUGCAGCACUCGGUCUUUCCGGGCUCGUCGGCUCCGAUGGAAACCCUGCCAGCUCGUCCGAGACUGCUGAGAUUGCUCACAACUUGGAUUUCGUUAAUCUGAUGGCCUAUGAUGUAUUUGGAGCCUGGGCCCAAUACACCGGCCCGUUGGCUCCGCUUGAUGGCAGCUGCGCGCCCGCCGGAUUGACACAGUCUGUUCAAACCGGUGUCGAGGUGAUGGUCAAGCAAGGCUUCAAAGCCGAACAAGUCGUUUUGGGUCUGCCCGCCUAUGCUAAGCGUCUGCAGCUAGUCUCACCGCAGCUGACGCCGAUGACUGUCAAUGGCCACAAGACAUUGAUUUAUCAGAAACAUACCGAAGUCACCCCGCCCGGUGGUAUCGCCGACGAUAAGCCAGGAAAGGAUGUCUGUGGGAAAGAGCAGAACUGGGGAGGCUCUUUCCUCACCACCGAACUGAUCUCCAACGGAUGGUUGUCCUCCGAUCACAAAACUGGUCUCAAUGGCUACAAACGUCAUUUCGACGAGUGCAGCGGAACUCCUUUCCUCACAAACGGGACGUAUUUCAUCACAUAUGAGGACCACAAGACAUCGGUUGCCAAAGCUAAAUUCGCCCAGGAGCACCACCUAGCCGGUGUCUUCUUUUUUGAUACAACCGGUCCCACCAAUUGGACGGUCUCUGCUGUCGGCCGAGCGCUUUGA